GGGUCUAGAUUAAUGUUUAAGUUCAGGUCAGGCACGCAUGGGCUAAAUGAGGAACUGGGUAGGCAUAGGGGGAGGGAGGGGGUGAAGGAGUGCCUGUUGUGUGAUGAUGAGUGUGAAAGUGUGAGUCAUGUGUUGUGGGAGUGUCCAGCAUAAUUAUAGUAGUCUUAGGAGCAAUUUCUUAGUUGCCCUGCAGGGGAAGCUUGGGGAUGAUGGGUUUGAGCAUUUCCAGUCGCUUGAUAGUUUCAAGAAAGCAUCCUUUAUGUUGGGUAGUGAACUGUGGGAGGAUAAAUUUGGUUCUUUGCUUGGC
Messenger RNA from Geodia barretti, 307 nucleotides. The record is from the annotation of a GenBank genome assembly. Lineage: Eukaryota; Metazoa; Porifera; Demospongiae; Tetractinellida; Geodiidae.